Messenger RNA from Corticium candelabrum, 1064 nucleotides. RefSeq lists its product as uncharacterized. NCBI's taxonomy places the organism in Eukaryota, Metazoa, Porifera, Homoscleromorpha, Homosclerophorida, Plakinidae. Bases 12 to 1064 code for a protein of 350 amino acids. The record is from RefSeq and is a predicted model, not a curated record. The transcript has a single exon.
CGUUGCGCGCGAUGGUUGAAGAAGUCUUGACUGCGUCUGUCGUCGGUUCUCUUGCCUUUCCCGUUGCGCUAGGCUUACAACAGAGAUUCCUCUACGCUCCUCUACGGAUAACAAGUGACCGACGCAUAGCGGGGCCCCUCUUAGGACUCGGGUCGGUCUUCCUCUCGGGUUGCUGCGCAUCACUGGCGGCAAUAGCAACACUGAAGGCACACAGAACGAUAACAAAAUCACCGAACGACGAGAAAACGUGGCUAGACGAACUGCCUACAGACUGGCAAAACCUAAUUGCGUGCGGACUGGGAAGCGCUCUGGUCUUUCGCAUCCUGACGGGAAGAUACCACUCCGUCCUACCCAGCAACAUCGCCAAACGAGGAGCAUUUGCUAGAGUAUCGAUUCCUGCCAGAAGAAACAACGCUUUUUCGCCUUCUGCUCGAGAAAGGUUUCACAAAAUUGGAAAGAAACAUGGCUGCCACACUUGUGGUAGAAAAUGGAGGGUCAAUAAGUUUCAUCGCGACCAUCAGCCCCCAACUGCUCUUGCAAGAGAAGGAGAGAAGCAGGUGUAUUACCCACAGUGUGCAAAGUGUUCUGCACAGCAGGGUGGAGUCGUAUCUCAACGAACAAUUCAAAUCGUGACGCAUGGCACGAGUCUGCGACUCUAUCAUUUGUGGAUGCCAGUGCCGCUGGCUUGGUUCGGACUGAGAUACUUGUAUGCAAAGGAGCCGGUUGCUGAACACUCGAGUUCCGAUGAAUUGACCUCACGACUCGAAUCCGAAACAAUCGAAAAAUCACGGGACGAGGGCGAGGAAUUUGAGUCAGGUGGUAACAAGAUUGAUAUUAACCGUGAGGUUGUAACUGUCAACAAAAAUAAAUUUUUCGAAGAUCAAACCAACAAAGCAGUUCAGGAGACAUUGUGUGAUGUGAGAGAUGCGUACGAGUCACCACGGGAAAGAAAUGAAAUCGCAGCAGAAAUACAAUCGAAAAGUGACAUUGAGAAUUUGCACUUUAUCAUUCGAAUCAUGGCAGUUGCGGCUGUUGUGAUCGUUUGGAUAUUUAGAACUGAUUAA